Molecule: messenger RNA, 909 nt
Organism: Ostrinia furnacalis (Asian corn borer)
Lineage: Eukaryota; Metazoa; Arthropoda; Insecta; Lepidoptera; Crambidae
Product: beta-TrCP-like
Exons: 6
Coding region: 1-861 (286 amino acids)
Molecular function (GO): protein dimerization activity
Source: RefSeq, a predicted model, not a curated record
AUGGUGGGGGUUGAAUUCGUCGAGCAGCUGCUCGCUCGUAUGUGUCACUACCAACACGGCCACAUCAACGCCUACCUCAAGCCGAUGCUUCAGAGGGACUUCAUCAGUAUGCUUCCAAAAAAAGGCCUAGACCACGUAGCGGAGAACAUACUGUCUUACCUCGACGCUCGCUCGCUUUGCGCGGCGGAGCUGGUGUGCCGCGAGUGGCAGCGCGUCAUAUCAGAGGGCAUGCUGUGGAAGAAGCUGGUCGAGCGGAAGGUGCGCACCGACUCGCUGUGGCGCGGACUGGCCGAGCGGCGCGGCUGGAUACAAUACCUGUUCAAGCCGAAGCCGGGCUGCCAGCAUCCGUCCCACUCUUUCUACAGGCAACUCUACCCCAAAAUCAUACAGGACAUACGAUCUAUCGAGGACAACUGGCGGAUGGGAAGACACAACUUGCAGAGGAUAAAUUGCAGAUCUGAAAACUCCAAAGGCGUGUAUUGCCUACAAUACGACGACAACAAAAUUGUCUCUGGUCUCAGAGACAACACCAUCAAAAUAUGGGACAGGAAAACUUUACAGUGUGUCAAGGAGCUCCAAGGGCACACGGGCUCCGUCCUCUGCCUACAAUACGACGAGCGCGCCAUCAUAUCAGGCUCCUCCGACUCCACAGUCCGCGUGUGGGACGUAACAACAGGCGCCAUGCUGAACACGCUCAUACACCACUGCGAGGCGGUUCUUCAUCUACGCUUCUGCAGCGGGAUGAUGGUCACUUGCAGCAAGGUGUGUCGCCGUGAUCCCCUCGUGCCCUCAUUGAUCCCCUCGUCCUCCCAUCGAUCAUCUCGGGCUCCUCCGACUCCACAGUCCGCGUGUGGGACGUAACAACAGGCGCCAUGCUGAACACGCUCAUACACCACUGCGAGGCGGUUC